This is a messenger RNA of Cyanistes caeruleus (blue tit), 6320 nucleotides long. The record is from RefSeq and is a predicted model, not a curated record. Lineage: Eukaryota; Metazoa; Chordata; Aves; Passeriformes; Paridae.
GUUUUGCAUUUUAGGAAAUAAAAUAAUGCUAAUGAAGCAACCAUUUCCCUGAAGUUUGAGUUUUCAGACUCGCUGCUAUAAUGGAUGAGCAGCAAGCUUUGAAUUCAAUCAUGCAGGAUUUGGCUGUGCUUCAUAAGGCCAGUCGUCCUGUAUUGCCCCAGCAAGAAACAGGAAAACCAAAGUCAUCUUCACCUAAAAAACAGAAUGAUGUUAGAGUCAAAUUUGAACAUCGAGGUGAAAAAAGGAUCCUGCAAUUACCAAGGCCUGUUAAACUUGAAGAUCUUGCAGCUAAAGCUAAAGUUGCUUUUGGACAGACUAUGGAUUUACAUUACAGCAAUAAUGAGCUUGUAAUUCCAUUAACCACACAGGAUGACCUGGACAAAGCUGUCGAGCUACUUGACCGUAGUGUACAUAUGAAAAGUCUCAAGAUACUGCUUGUAAUACAUGGAAAUACACAGUCUCCCAGUGUAAAUAACGUGGAACCCUUGCCCUCACUGGAAGAUUUAGAUAAUACAGUGUUUGGUGUGACAGACAGAAAAAGGCGACUGUCUGUAAUAGGUUCUAAUACUCGUGAUAGAAGUUCACCUCCCCCAGGAUACAUUCCAGAUGAGCUGCAUCAGGUGGCUCGAAAUGGGUCCUUCACCAGUAUCAACAGUGAGGGUGAAUUCAUUCCAGAAAGUAUGGAUCAGAUGCUGGAUCCAUUGUCUUUGAGCAGUCCUGAAAACUCUGGCUCAGGAAGUUGUCCCUCGCUUGACAGCCCGUUAGAUGGGGACAACUAUCCCAAGUCUCGGAUGCCAAGAGCACAGAGCUAUCCAGAUAAUCAUCAGGAAUUCUCAGUAGAGUAUGAUAUCCCAAUAUUUGAGAAAUUUGGAAAGGGGGGGACUUAUCCCAGACGAUAUCAUAUUUCAUAUCAUCAGCAAGACUACAGUGAUGGUCGUAAAACUUUUCCAAGAGCCAGAAGGACUCAGGGGAACAACUUCCGAUCACCAGUUAGUUUCAGUCCCACUGAUCACUCGCUGAGCACCAGCAGUGGGAGCAGCGUCUUUACGCCAGAAUACGAAGAUAACCGAAUGAGGAGGAGGGGCAGUGACAUAGACAAUCCUACCUUGUCAGUCAUGGACAUCAGCCCACCCAGCCGCUCACCACGAGCUCCAACUAACUGGAGACUUGGUAAACUGCUGGGUCAAGGUGCAUUUGGCAGAGUGUAUCUGUGUUACGAUGCUGAUACUGGAAGAGAACUGGCUGUUAAACAAGUUCAGUUUGAUCCCGAUAGUCCGGAAACCAGCAAGGAAGUAAAUGCACUUGAAUGUGAGAUUCAGUUGCUGAAAAAUCUGCUGCAUGAAAGAAUUGUUCAGUAUUAUGGCUUCUUGAGAGAUUCACCUGAAAGGACACUCUCAAUAUUCAUGGAGUAUAUGCCUGGGGGUUCCAUCAAAGACCAAUUGAAAUCAUAUGGAGCACUCACAGAGAAUGUGACUCGUAAAUACACACGGCAGAUUUUGGAAGGCGUUCACUAUUUGCACAGUAAUAUGAUUGUCCAUCGAGAUAUUAAAGGAGCAAAUAUUCUGCGGGAUUCAGCAGGCAAUGUGAAGCUUGGUGACUUUGGUGCCAGCAAACGACUGCAGACUAUCUGUCUCUCUGGUACGGGAAUGAAGUCUGUCACAGGAACUCCCUACUGGAUGAGUCCUGAAGUUAUUAGUGGAGAAGGGUACGGCAGAAAAGCAGACAUCUGGAGUGUAGGUUGCACAGUGGUAGAAAUGCUCACUGAGAAACCCCCGUGGGCAGAGUUCGAAGCCAUGGCUGCCAUCUUUAAAAUUGCCACUCAGCCAACCAACCCCCAGCUCCCUCCUCACGUCUCCGACCACGCUCGGGAUUUCUUGAAACGGAUUUUUAUCGAGGCCAAGCUGCGACCGUUUGCAGAUGAACUGCUAAGACACACGUUUGCACACUAUCACUAACACCUGCCUCAACUCAGCUUGCAUCUACUGCAUUUAUUUUCUAUUUGACUGCACUUUUCUUUUUUAUUUUUUACAAAGAAAAAGGAGAAAAAAGACAAGAGAGAGAAUAUUCUCUUGAAUCUUUGUUUCACUUAGAUUGUAAACAAUCUAAAUUUUGUAUCUAUAAUGAGAAUCUUCCCUCCUCCCAACAGGACUAGAACUUUUUGUUUCUAUAAUGUACUGAUGUGGUUGAUGUAGAUAAAGCACUUUAGUACAUAUUUGUUCCUUAUUUAAAGAGGAAAAAAAUUUAAAAUGCUUGGACAGUCAGGAACUGUGUGACUUUUUCUGACACCGCUGACUGACUCAGGGUGCAGGGAAAAAUAGACAUGCAGCUAAAUGACAAGAGGGUUACUUCUAUGUGAUUCUUAUCUAUAUUGUAGGUACUUGCAGCAGAGAGUUCUAAGUUCUUAUUUUAUUUUAGCAUUUAAUCAAUUUCUGGAAUUUACAGUUUGGAAUUUACAGGAACAUGCAGUUCUGAGAGUUAAUUGAUGGAGCUGAAGAACUUGGAACUCUUUGUACAGCAGCAUGUCUAGCUGGUACUUCUAUGUGACCAAAAGAAAAGAACAAAAAUGAGCUCAAAACUGAUGUACUAAUUAGAGGUUUUGGUGUAGAAUUAUUGUAUUAUCUUAAUAGGAAAAUAAUUACAGGUAAAAACAGAUUAUGGGCCCAGACUCCUAGAAACUACUAUACUGCAAAGGGGAAAUUUUCCAUGCUAGACAAGGGUCAGCUAUUGGAUGUAAAUAGUUAGGAGAACGCCUCCUGCUCUAUCUGCCAAAGAGAACCUCUGUUGCAUAAGCUUCAAGGGAGACAGUUAUCUUAGCUGAUAAGAAAUACUGGUGUUGAGGGUCAGUUCUCCUCCACAGUCCCAUGAAUGGCUGCAGGGGAAAGGGAGUAACUAAUCCUUGUGCAGUAUAUGAGUUACUGGAUUCAGAAUGAGCUAUAAGAAAUGUUUUCAAAGCUGUUGAGAGGCGCUAGGAUGGAAUGUAUGUCAACAUCAAGUGCCUGAAUAAUACAAAAUUCUUCUCAUUCUGCACUAAAAAAAAAAAAAAAAAAAAGGUUUAGUAAUGCUGGUCAGUCAUCUAGGAUGUGUUGAUAAUUCCUGAAAUAAAGUCCAACAUCUCUUAACAUCAGGAAUGAGUCACUGAGAAAGCUAGGACUCCAGCUGUAUUUUUAAUAAAGUUGCACUGAUGAAUCCUAUGAAGAUGGAGGCACAGCCCAGAAAACUGUACAAAGAACAGGCCAAAAGUGCAGAGAGAGCCAGCAAUUAAAUAACAUCAGUGUGAUUAUUCCAGCCUGAUAAUCCAGAUUGGUGUUUGUCUGAUUUCCAACUGUCAUAAAAUGUACGUUACUUACUUUUCUAUUUCUGAAAGAACAUAAUAAAAGAAGCAAAAAUCUGAAAUAUUGCUUCUCAGCUGAGAAGCCCAGGUACUAAUCAGGUGUACUGAAUAACUGACUUUUCACAACAGAAAAGUCAGAUUCAUAUUUUUGUAGAAGAACAGAACAUAAAUAAUUUAAAGGGGCAUUUGGAAAUAAACUAUUGGACAACAGAACUGAAAUUAUGUUUACUGUUUUGGAUGAUUCAUUGCUUGCUUUUUUUGUUUUUUAAAAGCAGAGCAGGCUGGUACUGUGAUCCUUGUCUAGUCUGACAAGGCUCUACCUGUUCUGCAUCUUUAGAGGUCUGUCAGGUUUACAAAAUGCAUGGAGACAGAACAAUAAGCUUACCUAUUCUCACAGUCACUCACAUAUGAGAUUUCUGAAUUUAUUCUUCUGAAUUCCAUAUAUUUUAUCAGAGCAUAAGCCCGAGUAUGGAUUAAUCCUAAUCACUUUACCUGUAGUGGAGUAAGAAUGACUUUUUUGUGGCCAUCUCUCCAGAGACUGAGAGUGGUGACUUCUUCAGCUUAUGUGAGUAUUUUACCCAACUUAGCAUUUUCUUGGUCAGGGUAGACAACUGUGCAGGGUUUCCUGAGCACAGGAAGUAGUAGUCAGACCAGGAAAAGUAUAAAAGGCUGAAAGGAAAGGCAGCUUGUACUGACUUUUUUUCUUGUUUCUCUGUCACUAGAUAAAAGCUAUGAAGCAGCCUUUAAGAAGAAUUGGUAUAUACUCUGCUGUAAGAGACCUUUGCUUUAUAAGCAAAAUACAGUGACAGUAGGAAUGGGAAGUUUAAUGUAGAACCUAAUAGUUUAUGUAGGUAAUUUUCAAGAUCGUGUAAUUGAAGUGAUUGAUUUUAGACUAAACAGGUACCAAAACUAAGGUGAAAAUGUAUAUAAAAAUCAGUAGUGAUCAGUGAUACCUGAAAAGGUAAGGAAAUUUUAUAUUACCAAAAAAGGACAUUAAAGGGAAAAUGUAACCAGGUUUAUCUGUAGCAUUCAUAACAUUUAAAUAUACUAUUCUAAAGAGAAACUGCACUCUCUGAAGCUUGAACAUUUUCAGAAUCUAGUUUUCUUAUAAUGUGACCUUUUUGUGAGACAGUGCUGGAUCAUGUAUAUUACAAUAUCACUUUCUUGUUGUGAUUUUUAAUUACUGAACAAUCAAGUUUGCUGCUUUUGUGCCUUUUCUAAAAAAAAAAAUGGCAUUCAGUCAUGACAACGGUCAGUGUUUUGGAGCCAGGAAAAAAGCAGCUUUCAAAAUAUGUUUUUCAUCAUGUUUUUGGCAUGUCAGAAAGCUGCCAAUGUAAAAACUGUGCUUCUUAAAUGAAGUUGACAUUUUCCAGUUUGAGUGAUUCUAGUAAAAUUUUACAAAUUUAACCAAGGUUAGUUUUUUUUUUCACCCUAAGGAGAAUCUCUGCUGACUUAAAUAACUUACAGUGAACUAGUUGGUUAUUAACACAAAUAUUUUGAGCUAGAAAUAGUUAUAAAGGUAAAUCAGACUUUUACCAAGAGGUUGGCUAUUACUUACCCCUAGUGGGGUAAUGUAGUAAGAUGAGCUGUAUACAGGGUUUGUUAAACACUUACAGGGACUCCUGUGAUGAUGGUGAAUUACCCCUCGUUCUAGAAUUUGUGAGGGUGCAUGGAAUUUCAUGCUUUAAACUCCACUGGAGGAGGAUUGCAGAGCCAAGAUCCCUGCUCACACCUUCUUGUAUGUCACUUAAAAAGCCACCAGCAUUUUGGAAUCGUGAAUUGGCCUUAAUUGUUGAAUCCAAUUAUAAAAAAAUGCCAGUGAAAGCAAUACUGCUGUAGGGUUCGGUUGCUUUUCUGUAAAUGCCACAAUGAAGCUAUACUCUCAAAAAAUAAGAAAAAAUUCACGGUGAGUAUGUGUAUUUUCAAAAGUCUUUACUUACCUAAUGAUUUUUAGCAUUCUCUCUGUUGCACAUAUUAAGUAACAAGAGCUACUUCGUGGUAUGGUUUUAAUGGUGUAAUAGUCCUGUUAGAGUAUGACUCAUGGUUUCAGUUGUGUUGUGUUAGAGAAAGUUAACACAAAAGUUAUUUUUUAUUUGGGUGAUAGAAAUAUCCAUGGAUGAACCCAAAAAGGCAUGGAUCAGAUAAGUGCAAAGUUAAAUCUAGUUGUCUUUUCUUGACAGUUUAAAUAUAGUCUUAAAAGUUCUAACUUGAUUUCCAAUUAGAUUUGUAGCUAAACAGUCCUUUCAGUCAAAUAAAAUGAAAACUUUUGUUUUUUAGCUAGUGCCUUUUUCUCUGUAUGCCUUAAUUUUGUUCAUGUUAGAACACCAUAUUGAAAUAAGUCAUACAAUUCCAUGUCACCAAAGCAGUCUUAGAGAAUGGGUUUUUUCAAAGUGCCCAAAGCAGAGUUUGCCUAACUGCAUUGAAAAGUGUGCUUGGGUUAUAAUCUGCAGCAGACAUUCAAAUUUAGAACUUUAAAGUGAUUUUUGGCUUCCUGUGCUAAUAAACAUUUUGUAUUUGCAUUCUGGAGAUUGUACACUGAUGCACAUGCCAGAAAGAGAUUUGUCUGCGUGCACGGAAGUAACUGGAUUGUCACGAUUUGACUUCCUGGUUCUGGGUACCAGACUCUGCAGCAGAGUUUCUUACUGGGCUUGAAAGCAAAGUUGGUACAUUUGUAAGCCGGGUACUGUAUUAAAAGCUGUUUACUUUCAGUGCACAGGAAUAUGAUCUGUCCAAGCAAACGAACAGAUUUCUUUCCUGUGCCUUUUGGAUAAUCCUAAUCCUGCCAUUGUCUUGACUGAAAGCCUCAUAGAACCCGUAGGUACAGUGCAGUAUAGCAAGCCAUUCUUUUGGACAGCAUAGAGCUAUGUCUAACUGCAGCUUCAGAGACUCGAGCAAAUUGGUCAGAUCUACAGUUAUUUAUAACUAAUUUCUUACUUUUUUAAUCUUGAAAGACUGUGUCAUGCAUAUAGAAAAGUAUAAUUUGUGUGCU